ACUCACACGUUUGUUGAUGUUUUGAAAUGCCUCUCUCUCUAACCUGACAGCUCCUGUACGUCUUUAGUUGCGCUGUAUUUACACGCCGGGUACUCGGCAAGAUGUUGACGGCGGAGAAUUUCACGCAUUUCCCGCUCCAGAUGUGGGACAAGGUGCUGUCCAAGGUAAAGAAAGCUGUUGUGUUUAUGGAUGACAGGUGUGCGGAGAGUCUCCACUGGUGCGGCGGAGCCGCUGCUUUAUUCGAGGCUGGAGCCCGCAACCUGAAGCAGUUCUCCAGCUUCGAAGCCUGCGGGGAGAACGAACCAAAGGCUGUGUUUGUGGUGAGCACCUUGCUUAAAGGCAGAACGAUCGACAUUAUGAAAGACAUCAUAUCUCUGAGUCACUUCAAGUACUGCGUCGUGUUCACCAGCGUGGCCCACUCGGUGCACCUGCUCGCCAACAGCGUCACGGCGGAGCUGGAGGGGAGCCCCGUGUUCGAGCAGUUUGAGGAGAAGCUCUGCGAGUGGAUGGGAGACAUGAACUACACGGCGGAGGUCUUGCACGUCCCGGUAGUCUUCGCCCCCGUGUCGCAGCAACUCCUCCUCACGCCCGCCUUCGCCCACCUUUUCCCCCUACUCUCGCCUGAUUUAGAGUCAAUCAACGCGAAGCGGCCGGAGAAGAAGCGGUUCGGCAGCUUGGUGGACGUAGACACACACUCUCUCCCUCCCGAGCUCCAAAUUGAAGUCAAAUCCCUGGCGUCAGCUCUCAAUUGUAUGUUUGAGGCCACCGGCACCAGGGAGGAGAGCUUUGCUGUGGGGCCCAUGAGCCGCAUCAUCGCAGGGGAGCUGGCCAAUCACCCGCAAGCAAAGAACCGCAGGAAGACCGCCCCGCAUAAAGCCUCAGUCAUCUUUGUGGACAGAACCAUGGAUCUGACAGGAGCUGUUGGUCACCAUGGCGACAACCUGGUGGAGAAGAUUUUAACCGUGCUGAAACCUUUACCUUGUCAUGUGACCGACGUUCAGGUGGACAUGCUGGAGCUCACAAGUCUGCAGCGCUGCCCGGAUGCCCAGACCACGCUGGCCCCUGGCUGUCUGGCACAGACCCCGUCAUCCACAGCUCGGUCACUGUGGGAGACCAUGCUGACCAGCAAGCAGAAGGAGGGGGUGAUGGAGGUGCGGAGGCAACUAGUAGAAGCAGCCAGCAAGGAGAACCUGCCAAUCAAGAUGAGCAUGGGCCGGGUGACCCCUGAGCAGCUGUGCUCCUAUGUGCAGCUGUUCCGGAGCAGUUGGGGGGCGCUAGAGAGUCACUGUGGGGUUCUCCAGCUGGCCCUGGCCACUGCCCAGACCCUCCGCCACACCGGCCUGCCCCGCUGGGACGCCUGUCUGGCCUUUGAGAGGCUGCUGCUGCAGGCGCUCGGAGACUCUGACUUCCCUGCUGUGCUGAGUCAGCUGCUGCCCCUGAUGAAGCCGGGGUCAAGGUCACAGGAGGAGUGCGGUCCUGACGAGCUGAUCCUCCUGCUGGUCUACCUGUACUCCCUGGCCGAGGAGACACGGCCUGCAGACCAAGAUGAGGAGGACGAGGAGCUGCAGAGGCUGGAGGGCGAGCUGAUCGGAGCGCUCACCCUGCUCAUUACCCAGGAGACAGAACUCAGCCCCCUGCUCCAGAAACUCACCGGUUGUGCCAGCCCUGAGGAGCUUACCAUGGAGCGAGCCCACACUGCUGUGGAGGGGAUGUUCGAGACCCUGCGAGGCUUAAGCCACGCCAGAGAACAUCUCAAGCAGCUGCGCUCCGUCUACACUGCCAGUGAUGGAGUUCACCAGGCGACGUACCGUCCUUUCCUGCGGCAGAUCCUGGAGGAAGUCUUCCACCCGGACAGACCUGAAUGUCCCGACAUAGAGCACAUGUCCGGAGGCCUCACCGACCUGCUCAAGACCGGCUUCAGCAUGUUCAUGAAGGUGAGUCGUCCACACCCCAGCGACAACCCGCUGCUCUUCCUCUUCUUGGUGGGCGGAGUCACACCCUCAGAGCUUCGACUCAUCAAAGAGAUUGUGUCCAAUCAGAAACCAGGGACCCAGGUGCUGGUUCUCUCCACCAGGUUGCUGAGACCAUCGGAUAUUCCCGAGCUGCUCUUCACCACCCAAAGAUUGAUGCCCGAUAUUGGUGUCUGAGCACGACACGUGGAAACACACAAUCAUGGCCACGUGCACACACACACACACACACAGACAUACACUCAUUACACAUAUGCCAUCGCCUUGAAGAGUGUGAAUAAUGAGUAAUGAGUGAUGAGUAAUGCUCUGGUUGAGGCUCGGAGAGACUGGGAAUACACAAGUUCAGAGACACUUAACAUUUUAGAAACAUUCCAACAGUGUGUGCAUUCUUCAUUUGUUUUGAUUGAUUGGUUUCAUUUCUUUUCCUCUAAACAUGAACUGUAAAGUUAAUAUAUCAAAGCAAAUAUUUGGAAUAUUUUUGCCGGAAGCCAUCUCAUUAGGUUAUGUCUCCCUUGUGCUGCCAAAUACAUCUCGGAAGUCAAACGUGGAAUUGCUAGUGAGGAGGAGGUGUGGCUAUGCAAGAUCAUUAUGUCUGAGUUGCAUUUUGUGUUAAAUGUUCAUUCAAAAAAGUAUAUAGAAAUAAAAUAAACUCUCACUUUUCAGACUUA
Messenger RNA from Myripristis murdjan (pinecone soldierfish), 2638 nucleotides. RefSeq names its product sec1 family domain containing 2 (gene scfd2). The transcript has 9 exons. Lineage: Eukaryota; Metazoa; Chordata; Actinopteri; Holocentriformes; Holocentridae. Gene Ontology annotation, biological process: vesicle-mediated transport. Bases 102 to 2147 code for a protein of 681 amino acids. The record is from RefSeq and is a predicted model, not a curated record.